GUCAGCUCGAUGAUCGCCUCGACAUCGAUCAGCUCAUAGUAUCCACAUAUCCCACAGGUCAGGGCUGCUUGAUAUGAGCACAAAUCCACUCCGGCAACCGCCGUUUUUCCCGGUCGCCAACGUCAACCCGGACGAUCCCAUCAGUGUCCAAAUCGAACAGAUUGAGCAGCUGAACACGCUUCUCCUACAAGAUAUCGACCACAAUUUCGCCAGGUUCCACGAUGUGGUCAACAACAAGAUCUUGCCCCAGGUGAAACGGUAUGGGAUCGUCAGCGAGCCUACGAGGGCGGCUUCCGAGUUCUGGAAAACGUUCUUCUACUCGGCAGCUUUCGGUCAGACGGCGCUCGAACCCCGACACCCUGACGACGCCGAUACCUCUCACGCACACGGAGGUCCUGGGUAUCGUCACGAAGAGUACGAGCAGACGUUGACGCUGGAUCAUACAGGGAUGGGGGAUCGCACGGCGGAAGAAGAUCGGGGCAACGAGGAGGACUUGUCCGGGUUGAUGACCCCUGACGAACAUUCGUUCUUGUACGGGAACCCUAUCGCCUCGACACCGUUACCGAGACAUCACUUGCAACAUCUCGAAGGACACCCUGAGCAGUUAUCUCACGGCCAAGGACAAGGGAAUACGCACGGACGAAGUGCACACGCGCAUAUGAAUCAACCCUGGGCGGAGGGGAUGAGCAGUAUGGAAAGCCCGACGCCGUAUGCGAGCCUGGAGAGGAAGAUGAAAGAGGUCUUGGAGGAUGACGAUGGGAUGAGCAGUACGGCCGGGUCGUUCUUGCCCGAGGAGAUCGGAUUGGAUACUCCGAAACCCAGCGGUUCAGCUUCGGGCUCGAGGUCGGGUGGGUACGAACCGUAUCAGACGCCAGAAGGGUUGGAUGAAGAACCCUCAGUCUUGAUAAGUCGGUCGGAUCAGUCGAGCUCGUACCACCCUCCCGGUGAACCCAGCUCGGCACACAAAGCUUCGGCGAGCAGGGACUUGCCAGACCUGCCCCGGUUCAAACCGAAAAUGCCAUCGCACUUCCAGUCCCCCAAAGCGCACAUGAACCCGUUCUCGCCCGUCAAGCCUGGGAACAAGUCGGGCACGGCGGCGUGGGAUGGAAUUGCGGAUUUGAGGAACACGCCGUUGAACCCCAAGAUCAGGCCGUUGUCUUUCAACCACAACAGCAAUGGCAAUGGCAACGGUGCCAACAAGAAUCAGACCAAAAACGAUCGCACGCCCAGAAGAGCCCCAACGGCCCAACAAGCAGGAGGAGACGAUUCGUUCGCCUCGGACUCGGACGAAGAGCCGCAGUUCGGGCUCGCUCAUGGAGGUACACCGCCGGUGACGAUGAAUUUCGGCUUGCCAGAUCGGACGAUCGUCAGCAAGACCCCUGCCAAAGAGGCCGCCAAGGCUGUGAUCAGGAACUUGAUGAUGGAUGACGAGGGGAUGGAUAGUCCGGGGAUGCCGACGCCGCCAGCGUUUUCCAGGUUCGGAGGAGGUGGUGGACCCGGUGGUGGACCCGGUGGUGGACCCGGGUCGUCCUCGAUGUCCAUGUCGUCCUCGGCUGGGAAGGGGUUCUCGAUGUCCCCCUCGAGAAAUGCGGGUGUGCGGGGCAAAGGAGGUUUGUUCUCCCGCGACCAGAGGGGGGAUGAGACGAUUAGGGACACGAUGGGGAGGAUGGAACUGGACGAUUCUCCCUUGAUGAACAUGACCGAGCCUCUUCCUCCAUCAGACCUGGAUCAAGGCCAGGAUCCGGACGUCUCGACGGUCGGGAUGCCGAAACAUCGGCGGUCGACGGUCCCGCAAUUGGACUUUUUGGAUGAAUCGUUUGAUGAUUCGUUGGAUGAGAUGCCUCCUCCGGCGCUUCCUCAGGGGUACGUCACGGAGAGUUACGGCGAUGCUCAUCAAGGGCAACAUCCUCAGCACGGAAGGGAUGUCGGGCAGGAUUCGCUGGCGGGCGAGAUGGAGGAGGAAGAAGGGGCAGUGGGCGAGUUUACGAUCACCGAACAGCAGCAGACACGAGGGGGUGGACAAGAUGGGACGACGAGAUCAGAGGCGGGAGAGGUCUUUGGUGGCCCUGGGAGGACAGGUUUGGGAGCUGGAGGGUUCGCCCUGUUCGGGCCGGACGAGAUGCAGACGUUUCACGGAGGGCAACUGUUGGACGCCGCGGCCAGUCCACAAGAUUCGCCGAGCUAUGCUUUGGGAGCCAAGAUGGCACACAAGCGGGGUUGAGCGGGGCUGUCAGGAUUGGCUCCCAAAGUCCUUCUCUCCUCCUCUUCAUACUAUAUUCGAUUUCUGCCCAUUUAUUAGUAGCUUAUCUAUGUCGCUGGAUCUGUCGGAAGAGACUACCUCAGUCGUGUAGAUGCAUGGUUACAUGGAUACCCCAUGCAUGUCA
Filobasidium floriforme is the source of this 2384-nucleotide messenger RNA. RefSeq lists its product as uncharacterized. NCBI's taxonomy places the organism in Eukaryota, Fungi, Basidiomycota, Tremellomycetes, Filobasidiales, Filobasidiaceae. The transcript is spliced from 4 exons. Gene Ontology annotation, biological process: attachment of spindle microtubules to kinetochore. The record is from RefSeq and is a predicted model, not a curated record. Gene Ontology annotation, cellular component: mitotic spindle pole body; DASH complex; mitotic spindle. The coding region runs from base 74 to 2221 and encodes 715 amino acids.